UUGUUUUUAGUUGGUGAAAUUUGUAUGCAGUCUGUUGUUUAACUACUAGUUGUGUGACAAUGUUAAUUUUCUAAUUUUGAUAACUGAUAGUUAUGUAAGAUAUUAACAUUAAGGGAAGCUGAGCGAGGGAUAUAGGAAUUUUCUCUACUAUUUUUGCGAUUUUUCUUUAAUUCUAAAAUUAGUUCUAAAUAAAAAGGGUGCUGUUUGCUUGUUUUUUUUAAAAGAGAGAAUGUGAGCUGGGGUAAGGGGCAGAAGGAGGGAGAGAGAGAGAGGGAGAGAGAAUCUUAAGCAGGCUCCAUGCUCAAUGCAGAGCCCAGUGUAGAGCUCGAAGCAGAGCUUGAUCCCACAACCUUGGGAUCAUGACUUGAGCUGAAAACAAGAGUCAGACUUUCAACAGACUGAGUCACCCAGGCGCCUCUAAAUAAAGAGUUUUUAAGAAUCAACACAAACUAGAACAAAACUAUUUGCACUACAUGUACUAAAGACCAAUUUUUCAUAUACAUCAGUAGGAAAACAUAGACAUAGAUAAAAAUGUGCAGAGGAUAUAAACAAGAAUUUAUGGUAAAAGAAAUAUAACCAAUAACUGUAUGAAAAUGUACAACCAUUUGCAUAGUUCAAGAAAUACAAGUCUGAGUUUUUUACUUUUUAGAAGUUAACUAUUAAAAGGUAUAAUAUCCUGUCACUCUCACAUAUAGCAUCUGAAUUGUCUAAGUCUGUAUAUACCUUUUAGAAGAUAAGUUUUUUUCUUCUGUUAGAAACUUACCCUAUACCACUUAUAGCAGUGAGUUCAUUGUGGUAGUGUUUCUAAUAGGAAAAAAUGGCCCAGCAGUAGUAUAGCUGGUUAAAUAAUGAGCUAUCUAUUUAUAAUGGAUUUCAUAUAACAUUGAGCAAGAUAGAUCUGUAUUAGCUCUGGGAAGAGUUCCAGGUUAUACAAUUAACUGAAAAGUGAGAUACAGAACAUGUAUAUGUUAUGAACGCAUUUGCAUAGUUUUUCUAAGUAUGUAGGUAUAUGCAUAAAAAUUACUUUUGGAAGGAAAAAAGAACCUUAGAAGUGUCUUUGUUGGGAAGGAGAGACCUGGACUUUAUGGAUGGGGGAAGGAGAGACCUGGACUUUAUGGAUGGGGGAUAAUUUAUUUUAUACUUUUUUCUUAAAUCUCAUUUUAAAAAAUCAGAUACAUAUUUUAUUUAAAAAAUAAAAUUGCAGCACAAAAACAGAUCACUGGAACAGAAUACAGAACCUACAAAAGGACCCACAAACGUAUGGCCAACUAAUCUUUGACAAAGCAGGAAAGAAUAUCCAAUGGAAUAAGACAAUCUCUUCAGCAAAUGGUGCUGGGAAAACUGGACAGCGACAUGCAGAAAAAUUAACUGGAUCACUUUCUUACACCAAAUACAAAAAUACACUCAAAAUGGAUGAAAGACCUAAACCUAAGACAGGAAGCUAUCAAAAUCCUAGAGGAGAGAAAGCAGGCAAAAACCUCUUUGACCUCGGCCACAGCAUCUUCUUACUCAACAUGUCUCUGGAGAUCAGGGAACCCAAAAUAAAAAUGAACUACUGGGACCUCAUCACAAUAAAGAGCUUCUGCACAGUGAAGGAAACAAUCAACGAAACUAAAAGGCAACCAAUGGAAUGGGAGAAAGUAUUUGCAAACAACAUAUCAGAUAAAGGGUUGGUAUCCAAAAUUUAUAAAGAACUUAUCAAACUCAACACCCAAAAAACAAACAAUCCAGUGAAGAAAUGGGCAAAAGACAUGAACAGACACUUCUCCGAAGAAGACAUCUAGAUGGCCAACUGACACAUGAUAAAAUGCUCAACAUCCCUCAUCAUCUGGGAAAUUUAAAUCAAACCACAGUGAGAUACAACCUCACACCCAUCAGAAUGACUAACAUUAACAACUCAGGCAACAACAGAUGUUGGCGAGGAUGUGGAGAAAGAGGAUCUCUUAGGAUCUCUUUUGCAUUGCUGGUGGGAAUGCAAGCUGGUGUAGCCACUCUGGAAAACAGUAUGGAGGGUCCUCAAACAAUUAAAAAUAGAACUACCCUAUGACCUAGCAAUUGCACUACUAGUUGAUCACAGCCGAGUUAAGUUGACUUUAAAGACUCCUUCUCAAGAUUCAGACUAUAUCAAUGCAAAUUUUAUUAAGGGUGUUUAUGGGCCAAAAGCGUAUGUGGCAACCCAAGGACCGUUAGCAAAUACAGUAAUAGAUUUUUGGAGGAUGAUAUGGGAGUACAAUGUUGUAAUCAUUGUAAUGGCCUGUCGAGAAUUUGAGAUGGGAAGGAAAAAAUGUGAGCGCUAUUGGCCUUUGUAUGGAGAAGAACCUAUAACAUUUGCACCAUUUAAAAUUUCUUGUGAAGCUGAACAAGCAAGAACAGACUACUUCAUUAGGACACUCUUACUUGAAUUUCAAAAUGAAUCUCGUAGGCUGUAUCAGUUUCAUUACGUGAACUGGCCAGAUCAUGAUGUUCCCUCAUCGUUUGAUUCCAUUCUGGACAUGAUAAGCUUAAUGAGGAAAUACCAAGAACAUGAAGAUGUGCCUAUUUGUAUUCAUUGCAGUGCAGGCUGUGGAAGAACAGGUGCCAUUUGUGCCAUAGAUUAUACAUGGAAUUUACUAAAAGCUGGGAAAAUACCAGAGGAAUUCAAUGUAUUUAAUUUAAUACAAGAAAUGAGAACACAAAGGCAUUCUGCAGUACAAACUAAGGAGCAGUAUGAGCUUGUUCACAGAGCAAUUGCCCAACUGUUUGAAAAACAGCUACAACUGUAUGAAAUUCAUGGAGCCCAGAAAAUUGCUGAUGGAGUGAAUGAAAUUAACACUGAAAAUAUGGUCAGCUCCAUGGAUCCUGACAAACAAGAUUCUCCUCCUCCAAAACCACCAAGGACCCGCAGUUGCCUUGUUGAAGGGGAUGCCAAGGAAGAAAUACUUCAGCCACCAGAACCUCAUCCAGUGCCACCCAUCUUGACACCUUCUCCCCCGUCAGCAUUUCCAACAGUCACUACUGUGUGGCAGGACAAUGACAGAUACCAUCCAAAGCCAGUGUUGCACAUGGUUUCAUCAGAACAACAUUCAACAGACCUCAACAGAAACUAUAAUAAGUCAGCAGAACUUCCAGGGAAAAAUGAACCAGCUAUUGAACAGAUGGAUAAAAAAUUGGAGCGAAAUUUAAGUUUUGAGAUUAAGAAGGUCCCCCUCCAAGAGGGACCAAAAAGUUUUGAUGGGAACACACUCUUGAAUAGGGGACAUGCAAUUAAAAUUAAAUCGACUCCACCUUGUAUAGCUGAUAAAACCUCUAAGUCCCAGGAAUUGAGUUCAGGGGAUCUUAAAGUAGAUGAUAUUUCUCAGAAUUCUUGUGUGGACUGCAGCGCAACACAGUCAAAUAAAGUUCCGGGUGUUCCACCAGAAGAAUCACAGAAGAAUUCAGGCACACCUCCAAGGCCAGACCGCUUGCCUCUUGAUGAGAAAGGACAUGUAAUGUGGUCUUUUCAUGGACCUGAAAAUAUCCUACCCAUGCCUGAGUCAUCUGAAGGCAAAUCCUCAGAUCUCCACUGUCAAACGAUGAAAACUGUGAGUUUAACACCAAGCCCCACAACACCAGUUGACACCCAUGAUCCUGCAGAUCAUCAUAACAGCUCGCCUCUCUUUAGAGCACCCCUCAGUUUUACUAAUCCUCUUCACUCUGAUGACUCGGACUCAGAUGAAAGGAACUCUGACGGUGCCAUGACCAAGAAUAAAACUAGUAUUUCAACAGCAAGUGCCACAGUUUCUGCUGCCACUAGUACUGAAAGCAUUUCUACAAGGAAAGUAUUGCCAAUGUCCAUUGCUAGACAUGAUAUAGCAGGAACAAUACAUUCAGGUGCUGAAAAAGAUGUUGAUGUUAGUGAAGAUUCACCUCCUCCCCUACCUGAAAGAACUCCUGAAUCCUUUGUGUUAGCAAGUGAACAUAAUACAUCUAUGAGAUCUGAAUGGAGUGAACCUCAAAGUCAGGAACAGUCCGAACAAAAAAUAUCUGAAGGCUUGACAACCCCUGGAAGUGAAAAAUGUGAUCAUCCAGCAGGAGGUAUUCACACAGAGACUUGUACAGAAUGUCCACCUAUUUUCAGUAACAAGAAAGACCAACUAUCAGAAAGUCCAACAGAGGCCACAGAUAUUGGUUUUCGUAAUCGCUGUGGAAAACCCAAAGGACCAAGAGAUCCACCUUCAGAAUGGACAUGAUUCAGGGAGCUAACAGACACUUUAAAUUAGACUGGAAAAUUCAAGUGCCACUGAAAGCCAGAUUUAUAGUAUUCCAUCUUAAAAACGUGGGACUAACAGCAGUGUAGAUUGUUGCCUUAGUAUUUUUUUUUGCUAGGACCAUCUACCUGCCUUAUACUACACUUAGGAAAAAGUAUUACAUAUGGUUUAUUUUGUAACUUCAAGUAUUAUUGCCUUAAUGUCUCUUAACCCUGUUACACGCUGCUUGUAGACAUGUUAAUAUAGUAAUACUUUUAUGAUAAAUUGAGUUUAAGGACUACUCUUUUGCUAAUGUUUUAUCAUGUAUGCAUUAUUUUGUAUAUGUACAGGGCAAGUAGGUAUAUAAUUUGAUAAAGUUGCAGUCAUAAAAUAUUAUUAACAGAAGAUGUAAGAAAUUUCUGCAUGGUCUAAAUCUUUGUGUACCUUAUUUGUAAAUUAUUUGCCCUGAAGUUUUAGAAAAUAGUUUCUGAAUUUUAAAAUUGCUGGAUUCAUGCAGCCAGCGUUGCAGGUUAUCAGAGAUCAAAGAUUGUAAUAAUAAUACAUUUUGUAAAUUGUAAGCAAAAAGUUAUUUUUAUAUUAUAUACUGUCUAAUUGUCCA
Acinonyx jubatus (cheetah) is the source of this 4824-nucleotide messenger RNA. It is a transcript of the gene PTPN12, whose product is annotated as protein tyrosine phosphatase non-receptor type 12. The transcript is spliced from 17 exons. The coding region runs from base 2217 to 4208 and encodes 663 amino acids. Lineage: Eukaryota; Metazoa; Chordata; Mammalia; Carnivora; Felidae. Gene Ontology annotation, molecular function: non-membrane spanning protein tyrosine phosphatase activity. The record is from RefSeq and is a predicted model, not a curated record. Gene Ontology annotation, biological process: peptidyl-tyrosine dephosphorylation. Gene Ontology annotation, cellular component: nucleus; cytoplasm.